GUGAUGUACCCAUUGACUUCCAGUCUAUGAAAGAACCUGGCUUGUGAGAAUCUGGAGAAAAGCAACCACAUUCGUUUGUUCAGCCAGUUUUUCAUUGAAGUCUGCCAUAACCCUGAGCGUCCCGAUGGGAUGAGGUAAAAUGCUUCUUCACAAAAUAAUUGAUGGCAUUUGUGGUCGAGCUUAUCCUGUGUACCAAGAUUAUCACACUGUUUGGGAAUCAGAAGAAUGGAUGCACGUUUUAGAAGAUAUUGCCAAAUUUUUUAAAGCUGUAGUUGGUAAAAACUUAUCUGAUGAAGAGAUAUUUCAGCAGUUGAAUCAGUUGAAUUCAUUUCAUCAAGAAACUAUCAUGAAAUGUGUGAAAAGUAGGAAAGAUGAAAUCAAACAGGCUCUGUCAAGAGAAAUAGUUGCUAUUUCCUCUGCACAGCUGCAGGAUUUUGAUUGGCAGGUAAAGCUUGCACUUUCCAGUGACAAGAUUGCUGCAUUACGAAUGCCACUUUUAAGCCUGCAUCUAGAUGUAAAAGAAAAUGGUGAAGUAAAACCAUAUUCUAUUGAAAUGAGUAGAGAGGAGCUGCAGAAUCUAAUACAUUCCUUGGAAGCAGCAAAUAAGGUGGUCCUGCAGUUGAAAUAACUGGAAAUGAUGAAUACCAGUGCUAUCAGAUUUUAUUGCUCCAACUUAUAUGGCAGAGUGAAUACUGUGUGUUCAGAAACGCUGUGAUGUCUUGACUGUUGCAACAGGCUGAGAAAGCAGCAAUGUUGAUAUUAUAAAGAUAAAAAUGUAUCCACAUUUCUUAACAGGAAAUUACAUGGUUGAGAGGAAAUGCAUAAAAUGAAAGAUGAAAAAUCUGUAGUGGCAGUUUAUAUUUUCAUGAUUGUUUUGCCUCAUUUAUUAAAUACUUGAGAAAUCUUUGGAGAUACACAGUUUUAUUGAAAGCUAAAAAUAGGUUCUAAAGUAAUGUAAAAAUAUAAAGCACAAAUAUACUUGAAUAUUGCUUAAAUAUGUGAAUAGCAACAUAUAUUAUGGGUAUAUAAUUACUUUGUGAUAUUUUUAAAAACUUUUUCAAAGAAUGUAUAAGCUGCAUAUAUAACUCAGGAGAUUCCAUGUCUUUCUCAUAUUUCAGAGGAAAGAUUAUAAAAUAUAAAAUUUCUUAGAGAACACCUCUUUGUCAGAGAUAAACAAGAACAAAUACUAUAAACUUAUGUGAACAAUUUUGAGUUUAUGAAUUCUAGAAACUAAAGAAUACAGAAAAACGAAAAUAACAUUUUUACUUCUGCACUUCUAUGUUUGGGAAACGUUCUGAUAAAAAAUAGUUGCCAUUGUGCAGUGUGUAUAUUAUUCAAAUAUGAGAUAAGACUAUGUACAGGUCCACUUUUGUUAAUAAACUCAAUAUUGAAUACUUUUGAAUGUUAAAUUCAUUGGAAAAGCAAACCAUUUGUAACCUCAGUUAACUUUAACAACAAGCAUUCUGAGCAAA
Molecule: messenger RNA, 1472 nt
Organism: Rhinopithecus roxellana (golden snub-nosed monkey)
Lineage: Eukaryota; Metazoa; Chordata; Mammalia; Primates; Cercopithecidae
Gene: COMMD8
Product: COMM domain containing 8
Exons: 5
Coding region: 140-628 (162 amino acids)
Source: RefSeq, a predicted model, not a curated record